Messenger RNA from Populus nigra (black poplar), 1264 nucleotides. RefSeq names its product BRI1 kinase inhibitor 1-like. Gene Ontology annotation, cellular component: plasma membrane. NCBI's taxonomy places the organism in Eukaryota, Viridiplantae, Streptophyta, Magnoliopsida, Malpighiales, Salicaceae. Gene Ontology annotation, molecular function: kinase inhibitor activity. The transcript has a single exon. The record is from RefSeq and is a predicted model, not a curated record. Bases 265 to 1215 code for a protein of 316 amino acids.
CAGCUUCUCCAUACGUAGAAUGAUGUAAAAAGAAAAGGCUAGUUAUGGGUUGUAAACUCUGCACUAAAGACAUUUUAAGCCCAGCUACAGAUUGACAACAAUCCCCCGCCCUCUCUCCACCGCUUUCUGGUGCCCUUAUCCUCCAUCCAUCCUCUAAGGUUUGACAAUAUUCAUUCCUACGUUAUUGGCCCAAAAAUAAGAAAGUGUUAGCGCUCCAUAUACUGAAUCCGAUCUUAUUGGUCUUUCUGUAUAAUUCUGUGAAUUAUGGACACCCAAACGCAAACGAACACCAGAGAAAAAGUUGCGGACGAGCCUCAAGAAGGAAAUUUAAAACAAGACGGAAAAGAGGGCAUACAAGCAAAGCAACAGGCACUGCCAACAUCCCCUGCCUCCCCAUCUUCAGCAUCCUCCUCUCCUUCUCAUGAAUUUUCCUUCACAAUCUCUCUCCACUCUGCCUCAGCACCAGUCCCUGACAAGGCCAAAACCCCUCCUAAUUCAUUUGCUAUUGAUUUGUCUCCAGCAGAUGACAUUUUCUUCCAUGGGCACUUGCUCCCUCUCCAUCUCCUCUCACACCUUCCUGUAUCUCCUCGCUCGUCCACAAAUUCCUUUGACAGCUUCACCCUCCCUAUCAAGGAAUUAUUAGAUGAUCAAAGACCCAACAAAAGUAGCAAUAACUGCAGCGCCAGCAAUGGAAAUAGCAUUAGCAGUAGCAACAACAUCAACAACAACAAUAACUGCAGUCGCCAUCGAAGCAAAAACUAUAGUGAGACAAAGGGAAGAAGCAAGCCCAAGUCUUUCUCUUUAUUCGGUUGGCGAAAAGGGUGUGAAGUUAAAGAAAAGGAGGAGGACAAGGGUGAGCACAAGAAAAAGCUGAGGUUCGACGCAAGUCAGGUACUGAAGAGGUACGCCAGAAUGGUUAGGCCACUCAUGUUCUUCAAAGGAAGGAGAGAAAAUCUCCAAUCCCACAAGCAACCUUAUUCAUUUUCAGGUAAUUUAAGUUGGGGAAAUAAACAGGAGUUGCGAGGGACGAGAGGAGAAUGCUCAGCACCGGCAUCGAUGAGGACAUCUCCAACAAAUAGUGGCCUUCUUCUUGCAACUGCAACUCUUCCUACUUCUACAAGUGAUAGUACAAUGGAAGAGUUUCAUGCUGCUAUUCAAGCAGCAAUUGCUCAUUGCAAGAACUCCAUUGCUGCAGAAGAAAAGAUGAAAUGCUAAAUGUAAGACUGGACUUCCGAUUUUCUCCUGUUGAAUUUCUAUUUCUUAA